Molecule: messenger RNA, 3667 nt
Organism: Mirounga angustirostris (Northern elephant seal)
Lineage: Eukaryota; Metazoa; Chordata; Mammalia; Carnivora; Phocidae
Gene: TAS2R41
Product: taste 2 receptor member 41
Biological process (GO): G protein-coupled receptor signaling pathway; sensory perception of taste; detection of chemical stimulus involved in sensory perception of bitter taste
Cellular component (GO): membrane
Molecular function (GO): bitter taste receptor activity; G protein-coupled receptor activity
Source: RefSeq, a predicted model, not a curated record
GCCUGGGUGGCUCAGUUGGUUAAGCGACUGCCUUCGGCUCAGGUCAUGAUCCUGGAGUCCCGGGAUCAAGUCCCGCAUCGGGCUCCCUGCUCGGCGGGGAGUCUGCUUCUCCCUCUGACCCUCCUCCCUCUCAUGCUCUCUCUCAUUCUCUCUCUCUCAAAUAAAUAAAUAAAAUCUUUAAAAAAAAAAAAAAUAAGAAGACGCUUAACUGACUAAACUGAAGUCAGACGCUUAACUGACUAAGCUACCCAGGCGCCCCCUUGAUUCCUCUCUUUCUCUCAUCCCCAAGGCUUCUGACCUCGAAGGGGAUGACUGCUCGUAGGUGAGGGUGGAUGCAGAACAGGGAAGCCCAGCUGGAGGCAGACUUGUCUGUCAUCACUCUUUCGCUUAGCUCUUGGCCAUAUGGGUGUCUCCACAUACUUGUUGCCCAUACACUUAAUGUCUUAAGAAUGAUCUGAUGGGAAGAGGUAUGUUUAUAGGGCCCAAAGGGGAAAUAAAAAGGAUGGAACUCAGUCACAGAGACGCAGUGAAAAACCCUCUUCAUUGAUGCUAAUGAUGGUAGCAUGCAGGCAAAACCAGAGGCGGCCAAUGAGGGGCAGUUGGUAGGCCUAGUGGUAACUGAACCCAUGGGAAAUUUGCAUCCUCCCUGAACUGAGCUCACCUUUCCCCAGCAGCCUGAGCAUCUGCCUUCUUCUUUUUUUUUUUUUUUUAAAGAUUUUAUUUAUUUAUUUGAGACAGAGAGAAUGAGAGAGAGCACAUGAGAGGGGAGAGGGUCAGAGGGAGAAGCAGGCUCCCUGCCGAGCAAGGAGCCCGAUGCGGGACUCGAUCCAGGGACUCCAGGAUCAUGACCUGAGCCGAAGGCAGUCGCUUAACCAACUGAGCCACCCAGGCGCCCUGCCUUCUUUUUUUUUUAAGAUUUUAUUUAUUUAUCAGAGAGAGAGAGACAGAGGCAGGCAGAGGGAGAAGCAGGCUCCUUGCUGAGCAAGGAGUCCGAUGUGGGACUCAAUCCCAGGACCCUGGGAUCAUGACCUGAGCCAAAGGCAGACGCUUAACCAACUGAGCCACUCAGGCGUCCCGAGCAUCUGCCUUCUAAGUGAACUGUGAUUCAGCCGUAGAGCAUGAGCAGUCUUCUCACACCCCCAGGGAAGAUCAAAAGAGGGACGGUGGGAGGGGGAAGGGAGGAGGCCAGGGAGCAAGAUGCAAGGGUCGGAGAGCUGACAGAGGGGCCGAAAUGCAGCCAGCACUCUCAGCCUUCUUCAUGCUGCUCUUUGUCCUGCUGUGUCUCCUGGGAAUCCUGGCCAACGGCUUCAUUGUGCUGGUGCUGAGCAGAGAAAGGAUGCGGCGUGGGAGGCUGCUUCCCUCCGACAUGAUCCUCAUUAGCUUGGGUGCCUCCCACUUCUGCCUGCAGUGGGUUGGAAUGGUGAACAACUUCUACUACUUCCUCCACCUGAACGAGUACAGCCAAGGUCCUGCCUGGCAACUCACUGGUCUCCACUGGGACUUCCUGAACUCGGCCACCUUCUGGCUUGGCUCUUGGCUCAGUGUCCCCUUCUGCAUGAAGAUUGCCAACUUCACCCACCCCAACUUCCUCUGGCUGAAGUGGAGGUUCCCAGGGUCAGUGCUCUGGCUCCUCAGGGCUUCUCUCCUGAUCUCUUUCAUCGUCACCCUGCUCUUCUUUUGGGGAGACCAUGCUGUGUAUCAAGGAUUCUUAAUUAGAAAAUUUCCUGGGAACAUGACCUUCAAGCAGUGGAGCUGGAGGCUGGAAAUUCACUCUUUCUUGCCCCUGAAACUUAUCAUGUCAGUUCCCUGCUCUGUCUGUCUGUUCUCAAUUGCACUGUUGAUUAAUUCUCUGAGGGGACACACAGGGAGGAUGCAGCGCAGCACCCACAGCCCGCAGGACCCCAGCGGCCAGGCUCAUACCAGAGCUCUGAAGUCACUCAUCUCCUUCCUCAUUCUUUAUGCUCUGUCCUUCGCAUCCCUGGUCAUCGAUGCUGCAGGUUUCUUCUCCUCAGAGAGUGACUGGUACUGGCAAUGGCAGAUUUUAAUCUACCUGUGCACAUCUGUCCAUCCCUACAUCCUCAUCCUCAGCAACCUCCGGCUUCGAGGGGUGUGCAGUCAGCUACUUCUGUUGGCCAGGGGCUUCUGGCUGGCCUAGGUGGCAUGGUCCCACCCAGACCCCUGGAAGAGACUCAGAGACAAUGAUGGAGCCAGUGCCCACUUACAUGGAAAUAGCUUCACAGGCAGCUAUCCACUGGAUUCUACUCUGGGCUUCCUCCUUUGGGAAGGAGAGGAGGGAAGUCAAAUCUGGGGAUUCUCUGAACGAGAUUCCUUCCUUGGGACAUUGUUAAAUGUCCUCAGAGAGCCAGUAUUGUCCAGAAAUUCAGAAUGUAAAGUUUUGUUUACUCUCUAUUUUGUGUCCCCUCCAUUAUGUGGCAGCUUUCAGUUAAGAAGUCUUGAUGAAAAAUUACAUGUGAUCUCAAUAGCCUCCCAGGGAAUGAACUAGGGUGUGGAUGGGGAAGGAGCAUCCCUCUUGAGGAUGAUGUAAUGGUUGCGACGGGAGCCCCAGGGGAUGGUGGCUGUGGCUGACGGUGGUCAGGGCUGUGAGGUCUAACAGCCCUCCCUUUUGUGGAGAUUCUUUUUCCUUCUCCACCCUGGGAGAAUUUGGUUUUAAUUUUAUAAAAACUACCGGAAGGUUUCUUUACAGCAACCCAUCUCUUUUCUUAUUAUUAUUUCCAUUGUUCUGCCUUCGGUUUUCUCCCCUCUGAGGUCUAAGUGGCAGCCAGACUUUUUCCAUGUUUAUUCUUCCUUUAGAAUCACACAUUGUAAUUUUCCACAUUUUCAUAUUGUCUCUGGAACUUUGUUGUUUUUCCUCAAGCAAGUCACAAAGUCACAUGGGAAUUGAAUAAACAUGUACUUUGAGUUCUGAAAAACGAAGACUCAAGCGUUUCAUUUAGUUUGUGUCCAAAAACUAUUUAACCUCUUUUUGUUUUUAAGAAUCACCCUAUUAAAUCUUAUGUUGAAAUAUUGUUUUGAAAUAGCUUGCUCCAUUUACUGUACAAACAUUUCUAGAAAUAACUUUGGAAAAAAUUCUCUUUAGAGUUGGGUGCCUCUAAGGCAGGCUUAAAAGUUUUUGCUCAAAGGCCCCAGUGUGCAAAUUUCAGGAUCUAACUUGCAAUUGGAUGUCUGGUAGGGAGAAAUUUUAACGUCCUCUGAGAGUGAAAGUAGUUUCCCUGCUGAUUAGGGUAUAUGCUGCUGAGUGGAACUACACUCAUGAACUAAAAUCUCUGUGCAGAUUAUUCCAUAUUUUUACUUUAAACAUUUAUUUUUUAAUAGGUUACAUUUGCAUGGCUAAAAAUUCAAAAGGUACUCAAGAGUAUAUAUAAAAAAAUCUCAUAACUUCCCCUUCUGAGGCAUUCUCAUCAGUUUUAUGUCUGUCCUUCUAGAGAGAUUUCAUUCUGUAGCAGAAAGCCACCAAGAGCUAACUACCAAACCAGUCAACUAACUUACUUAUGUACUUACUUAUAUAUUCCACACAAGGAACUCACUAACCAACUGACUUAUUAGCUGUGUUCUUUCUCCUUGUGUCCUUCUACACAGAUGCGUGCACAGUAUGCAUGCUGUUCCGCUCCUUGCUCUUCCUACUUAACAUAUCUUGGAGAUCUACAUG